Molecule: messenger RNA, 1010 nt
Organism: Onychostoma macrolepis
Lineage: Eukaryota; Metazoa; Chordata; Actinopteri; Cypriniformes; Cyprinidae
Exons: 1
Coding region: 1-942 (313 amino acids)
Molecular function (GO): nucleic acid binding
Source: RefSeq, a predicted model, not a curated record
AUGGCGGACCUGCCAUUUGAACGUCUCAAAGUCUGCCCUCCCUUUACAUGUGUGGGGCUCGAUGCAUUUGGACCCUGGUCUGUCACAAGCAGACGCACCAGAGGAGGACAGGCGGAGAGCAAGCGGUGGGCCAUCAUGUUCUGCUGUAUGAGUUCGAGAGCUGUGCACAUCGAGAUCAUUGAGUCUAUGGACACGCUGUUGCAUAAAUGCUCAGGCGCUUUUUGCACUCAGAGGCCCUGCGAAACAGCUCCGUUCGAUUGCGGUACCAAUUUCAUCGGAGCGUGCAAGGAGCUUGGAAUGGACAAAACAGUGCAAAGGUACCUCAGUGAGCAAGGAUGCAGCUGGGAAUUCAACCCACCACACAGUUCUCACAUGGGAGGCUCGUGGGAGCGCCUGAUCGGCAUUGCCAGAAGAAUCCUAGAUUCAAUGUUUCUGCAGCUGAAUACUCGCUUAACCCAUGAAGUCCUUUGCACACUAAUGGCAGAAGUGACUGCUAUCAUUAAUGCACGACCACUCCUACCUGUGUCUGCAGAUCCAGAACAACCAUUCAUACUUUCACCGUCAAUACUCCUUACACAGAAGACAGGAGUGCCGCCUCCUCCCGGAGACUUCUCGGACAAGGACCUGUACACAAAGCAAUGGAGACAAGUUCAGGCUCUUGCAAACCAGUUCUGGACCCGCUGGAGCCGCGAAUACUUACCUUGCUUGCAACACAGACAAAAGUGGACAGUACCUCGCAGAAACCUUCAAGUGGGAGAUCUAGUUCUGCUCAGAGACAAGCAGAUAGCCCGCAACUGUUGGCCCAUGGCCAGAAUCUCUGCCGUAUUCCCUGGAAAGGAUGGGCAUGUAAGAAAGGUUGAGGUCACAACAACUGACCAAGGCAAUAUUAAAACCUUUCUAAGGCCAAUUGCAGAAGUUGUUCUACUUCUACCCAAAGACUGAUCUAGAGACUAAGGUUUAGCACGCUCACUGGUUCAUAGUGACCUCACAUAGGUCAGGCGGGGAGUGUG